GGCUACAGCCGGCGCCAGCGCCCGCUCGUCCGCCGCCCUGCGCCAUGGCGGGCUGCGCGGCGCGGGCUCCGCCGGGCUCCGAGGCGCGCCUCAGCCUCGCCACCUUCCUGCUGGGCGCCUCGGUGCUCGCGCUGCCGCUGCUCACGCGCGCCGGCCUGCAGGGCCGCACCGGGCUGGCGCUCUACGUGGCCGGGCUCAACGCGCUGCUGCUGCUGCUCUACCGGCCGCCGCGCUACCAGAUAGCCAUCCGAGCCUGUUUCCUUGGCUUUGUGUUUGGCUGUGGAGUGCUGCUAAGUUUUAGCCAGUCUUCUUGGAAUCACUUUGGCUGGUACAUGUGCUCCCUGUCACUGUUCCACUAUUCUGAAUACUUAGUCACGGCAGUCAACAAUCCCAAGAGUCUGUCCUUGGAUUCCUUUCUCCUGAAUCACAGUCUGGAGUAUACAGUAGCUGCCCUUUCUUCUUGGAUAGAGUUCACACUCGAAAAUAUCUUUUGGCCAGAACUGAAGCAGAUCACCUGGCUCAGCGCCACAGGGCUGCUGAUGGUGGUCUUUGGAGAAUGUCUGAGGAAGGCAGCGAUGUUUACAGCUGGUUCCAAUUUCAACCACGUGGUGCAGAAUGAAAAAUCAGAAACCCACACUCUGGUGACCCGCGGAGUAUACGCUUGGUUCCGGCAUCCUUCCUACGUUGGGUGGUUUUACUGGAGCAUCGGAACCCAGGUGGUCCGACUGUUCAUCCACGGGUGCCUGAAACCUGGGCGAGAGACGGCAGUUACUGGGAACCAGGGUGGCAGGAGAGGUGGCCCGCCACAUGCCCCUAAGCUCACUGCACAGCCUUGUGCUAACACUCAAGGGCCCGCCUCGAGCUCUGGGCCUCAAAUAUUUGCUGAGGGCCAGGGCCAUGGCAGUGGAUGGGGGAGGCCAGGCCCUGGUCCCGCAGAAGCUGCGUUCCAGUCGGGGAGACACGCCAAGGCUGGGAAGGACGCAUGGUGGAGCCGGACGGUGACAGCGAGCGAGGCCUCCUUUCACCAGGGUGGUCUUGGGAGGCCUGCCUGUUGACAUGCAAGCUGCGGCCUGAGUGACGAGCAUCCGUGGAAGCACCUGGAGCAAGAACCCUUCCUGCAGGGGCUGGGAGCAGAGCAAGCCCAGCUCCUCCGGGGACUGAGAGGCCGUGGGGGCCGGGGCGUGGGGGGGGUCCCGGAAAGGCUAUCGGGGCCCAGCACAACAGGCUUUAGAAAGACCACUGGCCGUGUGACGUGCUGGCGGGGCCGGGGCUGGGGCUGACGACAGUGGCUUGGAUUGGGGGCUGCAGUGGAGACAAAGCAGGUGGAUGAGACAGUGGAGCCAGCGGGAUCUGGGGACGGGUUGGAAGAGGGGUGAGGAAAGGAAUCCAGAUGUCUCCCUGGCUUCUUCCAGGAGCAUCUGGGUGACUGUGGUGCAUUUACUGAGAUGAAGCAGGAGGACCAUGUUCCAGGGGAGGAAAUUGAGUCCUGGGGCCAUUGUUGGAUUUGAGGUGCCCGUCUAAGCAGAGACCCCCCCCCCCCAGGAAGGGACACUUGGAUAUGAGUCUGGAGCUUGGGCGGGUCCGUACUGGGGACAGGGACUGGGGGUCGUCUGCACCACCACAGGGGUUUUAAAGCCAGGAGACCGGGUGAAGCCCCCGAAGGAGAGGGUGCAGAGGGAGGAGUAUGCCUGGGGCUGAGCCCUGGGGAAGACUGACAUCUGGGCCUUGAGCCAAGGAGGCAGAGCCAAGCCAAAGGGGCUAAAGGAACAGCUCGGGGGGCAGGAGGGAAACGGAGUGUGGAGUGUCUCUGAAGCAAGAGCAGAGCACUGUGAAGGUGAUGGAUGGUCUAGGCUCCUCAGUGCUGCUCUUCUGAGGCCAAGGGAUGGAAAGGUCACUGAUGAGUGGAUUCUUGGUGGGCGGGGGGCGUGGCCAGCAGUGGGAGGGGAGGAAGCAGAGGGCAACUCCAGACACCUAGGAAGUGGUGCCAGGAAGAGGGCUGGAGGCAGCCUUCCUGCUCACCCCAAACCUCCAGGAGCUUGGCUCCAGCCCAAGUGCCUUUCCAGUUACUGAAACUGACCACAGAUGCCAUUUCCCCACAGAGAUGUGACUCCCCCAGGUGUUGCCCCUUGUGGGCGGACAGGAGCACACUACUGGAAGCCAGCUGCUCACAAAGCAGAGCACACAGAAGGGAAAGGGCGCAAAUGAUAAGGGCACGGCUUAGUCUGGGCACACAGGACGUCACCUCCACCCAGAGGCCCUCCAGGAUAAUCACCAUCCAAAAUGCUAACAUGAGAGGUUAGUUCUGCUUGGUUUUGAGGUUUUAUAAAUGGAAUCACACAGUAUCUAGAGUAAACUGCUUUGAAUGUCAGCUUGGGAGGAAACAGCGUAACUAGUCCUGGAUAGACAAAGAUUGAUCAGAAUUUGUGCAGAAGGUAUGAGGAGUGGAACUUCUCAGUGUGACAUGUUAAAAUAGUCACUUAAAAGGAGGUUUGACAGUUUUGGAUUAAUGUGGCAAUUGUAUACACAAACACACACACACACACACACCCUAAUUUUCCUUCUUCCCCAAACUCACUAAAACUAGUAAAGGGACCAAAAUGAGGGGGUAAAAGAAAAGCCUCUCCAGGUUGAGGGCAGGAAAGGCUAACACCAAAAUUUUGGAGGCUGGAGAGCAUGUGGACAAGUGGUCACUGAGUUAGCAGACCCGGGAAGCCUGAAUUCAAAGUGCACAGAGCAAGCUGAGACCAAUUCCCACCAGAAUCCUCAGGGGGCUCAGGAAUGGGCAGCCCCGUUGCCUCUGCGGGACUGAGUGGGACUGAAAUAGGACGAUGAAGGUCAAGAUCCCUGCCUCUGAACAUGCUGGCCCACACCCCUCAGAAGUCUGCAGCGUUAGUCUCUGGGAGGGUACAGCACACAGGUGAGAACCAGAAAACCAGGUGUGCGUACAGAUGCUCCAGAUGGUGACCUUCCAGGAAGGAAACCGGGAAGAGAUCUAAAACUGACAUUGAGGCAUUGAAGAAAAAAAAAAGAAAAGAAAAGAAAAGAAAAGCAAAACAAAAAACCCUGACCACGCAGAUCCCUUACACUGAAACACCACCCAUGGGCUCAGAGCGUCCAUCCCGCCCUACUCCACCCCAACCCCACCCCAACCCCAACUCCUAACAUGAGCACGUAAUCAAAGAUUUCCUGACCAUCUGAGAAAAGCCUUUAACGUGGAAGAUAGAAACCUAAACAAACAAAACGUAACUUGGAGGAAAUAGACUUCAGGGAGAAGGAAACUUAAAGAAAUAAAAGCAGAGGCGGUUGCGGACAUAGCUCAGUGGUAGACCGCGUGCUUAGCAUGCACGAGGUCCUGGGUUCAAUCCCCAGCGCCUCCAUUAAAAAAACAAAACAAAACACCACCACUAGGGUGGGGGGGAGAAAGCAGACACCUAUCAGCCCCCGAGGGGCGACCAGGAAACAACAAGACGCUGUGUAACAAGAAGAGGGUACAAAAAUGCCUAUAGUUUAAAAUGUUUAAAAGAGCUCUUGGAAGUUUUCUUCAAAAAUGAAGAAAUGAAUAGAAGAGUUAGAAGAUAAGUGAGGAAAUCUCCCAGAAAGAACAGCAAAGAGAUGGAAAACAGGCCUGAAAGGGGAGGGUAAGUCAGAGGGCCAGCUCAGGGAGGCCCGUGUCCAAUAAGAAUUCCACAAGUGGAGAAAAUCAACUGACCAGUUCAAAAAGAAAUACGCCCAACAUGAAGGACAUGAAUUUCCAGAUUGAAAGGAUGCGCCAGUACCCAGUGGAUAGAACUAGACCCUCACCAAUGUGAAGCUUCAGGACACUGGGAGCAGAAAAGAUCCCACAAGCUUCUACGGAGAAUUAGUAGGUCGCAGUGCAAGGAUUAAGAAUCGGAGUGCCUUCAAACUUCUCAAGGAAGAGAAGCAUCUCCAAUCAAGAAUUUCCAUCUGGAAUUCAAUGUGCAGCGAAACAUUGUGAAGUCAAGUGUGAAGGCAGAAUAAAGAUACUGCAGACGUGUGCUAUUCAGAACAAGUCCCUCCUUUCUCAAGGGCUGCUUGGGGGAUGUGCUCUACCAAGCCGUGAGAGAGGAAACGCGGAUGGAGGAAUCAGAUCUCUGCCCAGAGCCAGGCAAGUGGAGUCCCCUGGAGGGUGGCGGAGGGAGAGCGCAGGCUGACCACUGUGCGCCGGCCCUCCAGGGCAACCAGCCCACCCUGGGGCCCAGUGACUUGAGAGACAGCACAUUGAGGACCUGCCACCAAAAAACCUCUGCCACUGUAGCACCUUUCAGUGCCCAAGUGUGGUGCUGAGAGCCUGGUCGAGGUUCCUGUCUAGACUCAGUUUAACUGUGUACUGAGGAAGUUCUCUUUCCUCUGUGUCCUGCUGUCUGGAUCCGCUGAGGACCCUCAUUGCACCCCCAAGGUGUAGAGAGGGGGGCCAUUGUGAGCCCAGAAGUGGGAACUCAGAGCAGCCCACUCAUUCUGUAUUUUUGCAGAUGGCCAGCACCUGCUCUGCCCAGGUGCCCUGUUUAAACGUUCACAACCCGGCCCACGGACUUCCCUGAGUGGGGCUCUUCCAAAUGUGUGGCGCUUUCGCCACACACAUUUGGAAGUGUCCUGGCUCCCUUGGAACACCCCCUGGUCUCAC
Molecule: messenger RNA, 4642 nt
Organism: Camelus dromedarius (Arabian camel)
Lineage: Eukaryota; Metazoa; Chordata; Mammalia; Artiodactyla; Camelidae
Gene: ICMT
Product: isoprenylcysteine carboxyl methyltransferase
Exons: 5
Coding region: 45-1055 (336 amino acids)
Biological process (GO): C-terminal protein methylation
Cellular component (GO): endoplasmic reticulum; membrane
Molecular function (GO): protein C-terminal S-isoprenylcysteine carboxyl O-methyltransferase activity
Source: RefSeq, a predicted model, not a curated record